AUGGAAGCACUUAAAGGCAUAAGUUCCUUCAUAAAGACAAGAAAAAAUGAAUUUGAAUCAGUUGACGAUGCCAUUAAAUGGAGUGUAAAAUCCGGCACAAUUCGCAACCUUGGUUCAGCUCGAGUAUCAAUACCUCCCCUUUUGAAAAAAAGGGGAUCCAGUCAUGUCUGGAAAACUGAUUUGAUGGCAAGUCAACAUUAUUGGGAAGGAUGGUUUAUCGGAUUGUCGGAAAAAUUCUUAUCCGCAAGUGCCGCGAAGCUACUUAUCCUUGCAGGGAGAUAUCAAUUACUGGUGUUUCCGGAGGUGGGUCACAUGGUACAAGAAGAUGCACCCGAAAGGACAGCAUCGGCGCUUGUAGAAUUCUGGAAAAGGAAUGAAAAGUUGGUUCUUCCAGUGAAGAAGCCCUUUGUAGGAAACAAAGGGUAG
Messenger RNA from Acaulospora colombiana, 426 nucleotides. The record is from the annotation of a GenBank genome assembly. Lineage: Eukaryota; Fungi; Glomeromycota; Glomeromycetes; Diversisporales; Acaulosporaceae.